Molecule: messenger RNA, 5176 nt
Organism: Anopheles stephensi (Asian malaria mosquito)
Lineage: Eukaryota; Metazoa; Arthropoda; Insecta; Diptera; Culicidae
Product: RNA-binding protein FUS-like
Exons: 1
Coding region: 933-2516 (527 amino acids)
Cellular component (GO): cytoplasm; nucleus
Molecular function (GO): RNA binding
Source: RefSeq, a predicted model, not a curated record
GCGCGACAGAGGGCAUUUGAAGAGUAAUUAUGUCAACGGAGUGACGGGAGAGAAAAAAAACUCACAUCUCAGCGGACGGAAAAUGUGCGAUUGCGAAAAAGUGUGGGAAAAGUAGUGUGUUUUAGCGAAACGAGCUGCUGGAGAACGCGGAAAAAUCCGCACGCGAACGAAAAAAGCACGCACGGAACUGCCAACAGGCGGAGCAUACUGUGCGUACAGCAGUAGUAGUAGCAGUAGUUGCGAGCAGCAGUAGUGCGUUUUUCGAAUUUGAAUUGUCGAAUUCACGCUCGCACAGCGUUCAGCAGGAGGUCGUGGAUCGAUUUCUGCCAUUCUUGCACGAGGAAAAUAGCAGCAGACAGUGUGUGUCCCCCCAGCCGGACAGUCUUCCGUGUGCGCACGAGUGUGUGAACGAGGCAAUGGUGUAUUGGCGGUGAAGCAGAGCGAGAUAGAGCCAGAACAGAGCGCAGUUGGUGUGAACACCCGACCCCGACCGCACCGGAAUCGGGUAAAGCAACCCUUGGCGCCCUUCCGAACCGCCACCCUAUUCCCCUCUUCAUACGGCCAUCAGCAUAACCUACCUGGCCGGUACCACACCACCACCCUCGUGUUAGUGGUGAAGUUCUCGCAACACACCAAUACAGUGCACGCACAUCAUUUGAAAAGCAAAAGCGAGCGCGUGAGCGCGUGUGCGAGCAAUCAAACGGCGGCGGGCACGCGGUUUUCUUCACUGCGCGCCUACUAAAAGCACCGUGUGUGCGUGUGUGUGAGUGCGCGCGCGCCUGUGUGUCACGCGUGUGCGAGAGCGAGUGUGUGGUUGUGUAGCCACGGCACGCGAGCGUGCAGCGGUGUUGGUGUGAUCGGUCGCAGUUCUUUUUCCGCUUCCGAGACGGCGUUUUUUCGCUUUCGUCUUCUGAGUGUGGUAGCACGCGAGAAUGGAGAACACGUCCUACGGAAUAAAUGUGGCGAAUCGCUACGAUCUGUUUUGCAUCGACGACGAUGCGGGCGAUCCGAUCGAGGCCAUCAUGAAGAGUAAACAGAAGCAGCAGAAAAAGCAGCAGCAGCAGCAACAGCAGCCGCAGCAGCAGAGUGGCGCUACUACUGGCGCAGCACCGGCAGCAGCAGCAGCACCCCAAUCGCAGCAGGCAGCAAAGUCGAACGCGAAGGGUGGUGAGAAGGAGAACAAGGCCGGUGGUGGUGGCCGGGGAGCCGAAAAUCGGCACCCGGACAAAUCGGCCGCAGACGCGAAGCACGCACAGACGAACGGAACCGGCAAUCAUUUACAUAAUCAGCGCAGCGGCGGUGGCGAACGACGGGGCAUCAAGGAAACGCAGAAAGAUAACAUCCGCAAUCAGGAAAACCAGCGAGGCACUAAUCCGGGGGCUAAGUUCCCGCGUGGACCGAACAAGAAUGGCACGGUCGGUGGUGGUGGCGGUGGCGGCGAUGACAAGUAUCCCCGCAAGCCGCGCGACUUCGACGGCGACGGACAGCGGAAACCGUACGCGCAGAACGGUGCUGGUGGUGCUGCCGGUGGUGUGAAGCGGUUCGAUGGGCGCGGCAAGCGUGAACUGGACCGUCAAUCGGGCUCGAACAAAACUGGAAUCAAGGCGAUCGACAAGCGGGACGGUGCCGGCUCGCACAACUGGGGCAGCUCGAAACAGGACGCGAAGGAGUACUCGAACAAUCCGGACCAGGACUAUCAGCCACAGGAUGCGGACACGAGCGCGGAAGCGAACGCGGAACGUACGAACGUGAGCAAUGGGGGCGAGGAGGCGGGCGCCGACGGUGCCGGUGCCCCCAAAUCGGACGACGAGGCCAAGGAAAUGACGCUGGACGAAUGGAAGGCACAAAAGGCGGCCGUCAGACUGAAGCCACAGUACAACCUGCGCAAGGCCGGCGAGGGUGAAGACUCGAGCCAGUGGGAUAAAAUGGUUGCCCUGGACCGGAAAACGAACCCGAAGGCGGCGGAGAAGGGUGCUGCCGAUGGUGGCGCCGCCGAAGAGGACGAUGGAAAUGAUACGCAAAACAGCAAGCCGGCCGCAUCGUCGGGCGGUGGUGGCAGCGGCAAGACUACGAAGCAGUUUCUGGAAAUCGAGUACCACUUCAACGACAGCCGUCGGGGUGGAUUGGGCCGUUCGCGAGGUGGACGCGGUGGACGCGGCGGCGGCGGCGGCGGUGGCCGCGGCAUGGGCCGUGAAGGUGGUCCGGGUGGCAGACGUGAAUACGGCGGCGGAGACAACUAUCGGGGCGGUGAGGAAGGCGGACAGGAGGGUCGCAGAUACAACAACCAUUAUGGAGGCGGCGAAGGCGGUGAAGGUGGCGAGCGGCCACAGCGGGACUAUAACCGGCGUAACAACCGACCGCCGAUGGGCGGUGGUGGCGGCGCCGGUGGUCCGGAGCGGAACUACGAAGGUGGCAUGAACAACAAGUACAGCAGACCGAAUCCACGAUCGGCCAAGCAGCACGUACCGGCUGCACCGAAGGUGGACGAUGAGCAUGACUUCCCGUCACUCGGUUAAAAGGCUUCCCGCCUCUUUCGUCGUGGCGCGGUCCUCGAACGGCGGAACCGGGAUCAGCAAGGGCGAACCAGAGUUCGACGUCUCUCAAGAUCAGAUGUUUGUCGAACCGGCACACACAUACACAAACACACACUCACGCAAACUAACUAGAAGAGGAGAAAAGCAGUAGGAGAAUGAAGGAAAGAGAGAGAGGGAGAGCGAGAGUAGUAGCGGAAGGAAAGUGAAAGUCGAUGAAUACUAGGAUUUAUUUUUCAAAUGUUUUCCCCCUCCGGGUUUUUUUUGCCUAUUAUCUUACACGUGUUUUUCUUUUUAUUCCUGCCGGAGGGAUUAAGUUAGUAUAUCCUGAUAACACAAGUGUUCAAGAAAAAGGGGUGCGCGAGAAAAGGGAUAUCUAUAUCGGUGGGAAUAUAUGCUGCCAGUGCUUUAAUUACCGUGUGUGCGUGAAUUUUCUAACACCUAGCCGCCCCCUCACCCACCCUGUCCAUCUUCUUAACACAAACAACAAAACAAACAAAAGCAGCAAGUAAACAAAAACACUACUCAGUGUGGAACUAAGGAAAGGCGGGGUGUUUUUCCCCCCUGGUUCAGAAAAGUCGAUAGUAGAGAAUGCAUUGAGAUUAAGACGAGCAUUUGUGAACGUCAUCGUCUCUCUUCCCACACCGGACACAACAGCAGCGAGGAGUGAGUGAUUUAAGAGCAGCAGAAUGUUAAUGGCAGGCCAACAUUAUAAGAAACCGGAACAAAUAUCAGUUCACCUCGAACACACCAUCCCCAAAAAGGUAGUCGGUUUUGUUUCUUUCCGUUGUUGUUUGUUGGUUUGUGUUUUUUUUUCUCCUUUAGGAAAAGCUUUUCCGGCAGAGGAGUCCUUCGGGGGGUUGGGUGUGGAACAUGAACUUGCGAUCGUCCGUGUGCGUGUGUGUAUGUGUGUGUGUGUGCAUUGAACGGAAAGGAAAAGCUAGAAGGAUGUUGCCCACCCCUCAAUAAUAGUCUGUUGCUGUGUACUUUUAUACAGCGUUAUUUCAUGAAUUUUUCUUUGUGGGACAUCCAUGCGUUUUCACCAUCCCGAUUUUCUUAUAGCUCAUUUCGAAUUACAUACAUUGUUUGCCAAUAUUAAUAGCAUUUUUUUUUUAAAUUCAAAUUCACGGUUAACGGCCUUUCGGGAGGUAUUGAUUUUUUCACCCAAAAACGCAUCCCAGGAUGCAUUCUCUUACCCACAUACUAGCCGCAAUCGCUGUGCUCUGUUCCGGAAGCGAAUUUAAUUUUACUACUUGAAGAAAAAGAGCUGCCACAACAAUCGUGGUAAUUGCGUUGUGGUGUCGUUGGAGCACGGGAACGUAAACUGGGGCAAAACUUGAAUUACUACUGUAUGUAAUUGCUGCUGCUGCUGGAUGAUGCGCCGAAUGAUUUGUGCAAACACACAUAGUAAUACAUGAGUGUAUAUCAAUAUAAACACAAGACCUGCGCGCGCGAGAUUGCACACUUCCUGAUGAGAUAGUAACACGGCGAGGAAAUACCCGCAAGAACUAAAUGAUAAGCAAAAGUAACUAAACACGUAAAACACACACACACACACCAACACAGUACCCUAGAUUGUGCGGCGGUGGGCUCUUACUGAUCGAUAGGCCGCGCGAGAUCAUUAAUCGAAGAAAAGAGCGCAAGGGAUGAACACAACGAAAACGAGCACGUUGCUGCUGGUGUGUGUGUGUGUUGUGUGGUGGGUGAUUGAUGCGAGGGCGGGAGUUUCAUUCUUAUUUGACAAUUUUCUUAAGUUAAUUUUAAUCCAUUAUCUGUGUUUGAGAAAGUGGUUUUGUUUCGUAUGCAGUGAAUUUUUUUUUUAUUCAAUAACAAAUUGCGAGAGAAGAAUUCAGGAACACGACAGGAAGGGGAUGAAUUAUUUAGCCGGAAGGGCCUUCGAAUUGUGGUUGGCGGCCCCCUUUGGGUGGGUUAUUCUGCGAGGCGCUAAGAGAAAAUCGGUAACUCUACACAUAAUACAAACACACACAAAAAUAGGAGAGCAAUAUUUUUCAUCUUUAAGUGUUCUUUAAACGGAAGGUAGCGGCGCGGCGACCACUAAUGGAACCGGAGAAGAAACCCCCACAAGAAGAAUAAUCAAACUUGCGAAAACAAAAGCAACAUCUUAUGUACUGCAUUAUGCCCUUAAGUAAUAAAACAAAACGAACCUUGUUUAAGUGUAGCUAAAGCCGGUUUGGACUACUCAAUAGUAGUAGUAGUAGGAGGAGGAUGAUAUGAUUGGGAAUUGGUUUUCCAUGAGAGGGUGUUUCAUACACAUUCGCAAAAUUCAAAGUUGCGCGUGUUUUCGACUGUGCGCCGCUCGCUCAGUCACUUUCGGAUCGUCGUUUCAAAAAUAGCCGCAUAAAACGACAAGAAAAAAGGGAUCCUCGAGUCACAUACGCACGCGUGUCGUGAGAAUUGGGUGGGCAAGGAGGGAUGAGCCGGUGAAGACUAUCGUUGGGGACUAUCACACGAGAAUCACGAAAACCAGCAGCAAAUGGAGCAUUUACACAGGAAAAGGUGCGAUCGUGUGAUGAUCGCACAUGAUGGGGGAGACGACGUUGCUCACGUAUUAACAUGACAAACUAAAAACACUAACUGAUUCACCCAGAACGAAGGCAGCAGCAACCAAUAAAAGCAACAAAUUC